ACACGGCAUGAUGAAGCUGAUCAACUAGAGGAUUUCUACUAUUAGAAAGUUUAAUGGAACUGAAGGAAAUGAAAUAAUCAUGUUUAUGAGGAAUGUGGGAUUAAUUCGAAUGUUUUGACAUCAAACUAGACUAUGAGGAAUAUGGGAUUAAUGACAUCAAAAUUAACAGGAAAAUAGUCAUUUAAACCGUAGAAAAGUUUCAUCUUAACUUUUCUGAAAUGUCGACAUUAAAGUUGUGUGAUAAAUGUACAACUUGUGUAAUAGUAAGUCAACAAGAGAGUUUUAUAAUAUCUUCAGACAACACUUACUUUGGAGCUUCAACAUAACACUGUAUUAUAAAAAGGGAAACUUUUCGAAAAGAAACAUAAAAAGAAAUUAUUACGAUUUAUAUAAAGUUGUCGUUAAUUUGCAUUUCCAUACAAAGAAUUUAAAACCUCUUCGGAAUGAAAUGCUUGUAUUUCACCAAAUGCUGAGCAAUAUGGACAUACAUUCUUACGGACAUAAGCGACACACAGAGAGUGCCACUUAUCAAGAGAUAAGCGGAUCGUUUACCAUCAUCGUAGAGGUGUUGAUGAUACUUGUGAAUUGUUUGCCAUUAUUCGUUAUAAUUCGAUGGAAGAAGUACAGUGAACGAACUACAACUGAUGACCUCAUUGUUGUUCUAAGUAUUUUGUAUAUACUCUCAGUCCUUGUACCAACACCACUGGGUCAUCUCAGCUACUUUAAGGAUAAAUGGUAUGGUGGUGAUACUUCGUGUCAAUUUUACCAAGUAACCACGAAUUGGUUUCGUUUGAGCACAAUAUUUAUCGUUUCAAUCUUAUGCAUAGACAAGUCUUUGGCGCUACAUUUUUACAUCAAACAUAAUUUUACUGCACGUUACCAUGGCAAAACAAAACUUAUCUUUGCAAUUUUUACCGCCGUAACUGUCGCCUUAAUUGUUUCAUGUUUUCCAGUUUUAGGAUUUGGACCACUUAGAAAAGCUAAAAACACGUGUGGUUCUUGGAUUAACGAGGAACCUGUUGAGCCAAAGGAGUUUGCUUUCAUUGGUGCUUUAUUAACGAGUGGGUAUGGAAAUUUCUUGUGUGCAAUUAUAACAAAUGUAUCAAUGGUAUUAAACCUUAAAAAAGUUAAACGUUCUUUGUACCGAUCAAAUAAUGGUCCAAAUCAACGGGACGAAAUCCGAUGGCAGUUAGAGGGAGUUGUUGUUGUACAUAGUGUUAAAAUGGUAAUGGCGGUGUCUAUUUUACUGUAUAUUACCUGGUUUCCUGCUUUGCUAUUGAUGACAUUACAGAAAGCAGGGUUAACAGUCAGUGAUAUUUCCGUCCUGUAUGCUUUACUUAGUACUACGUUAUCGGGACUACUCAACCCUAUUCUUUAUGGAUUGUUUGAUACAUCGUACAGAAGAGGCUACAAAAAUCUGUUUAAAGCCCUGAAACAGAGAUGUUGUUGCUGUGCCAAGGUACAAGAUACUAUACCAGCAGUAUCAAUGACACAUGGUAUUUCAAGAUCAAGAUCUGAUUCCACGAGCCUUUCCAGAAAUGCAGAAUCAAACAUUCCAAGGUCACUUUCUCGAAUAAGUGAGGAAACAUCCGGGUUACAAAAUGAUGCUUUUAGUGACACCUAUCCCUUGACACAUGAAACACUCUUUCCAAAGCGAUGUGUUUCGGGUAUAGUACGGACAUUUAGCAGAGAAAUAAAUACAAGAUGUGCAGAUGAAGAGACUGCACUUCUUGAUUCGUCGCCUUUUGGAAACCCCAAAUCACUCGACGAAAAUCGAUCGUCAUCAUCAUCAUUAGUUUCGUCUGAUAUAGAUUCAUUCGAUGAAAACCAAUCGGAGUCAGAAGAGGAUGAGGAUGGUUUUGAAGUCGAAAGUACAUUUUAAUCAAAUCAUAUUGAAAUUUAUAAAGGAACAAAAUUAAUGUAUAUGCAUAGUUGUAAAAUUAUAAACACUGCCGAUGGAACAAUUGUAUUAAUCAUAUGUUGUUGUCGUACUCAUGGGGGAAAUCUAGAUAUGAUGCAUUUAUGACGAAUCUUGAUGUAAAAUAAUGUUGAGUUUUGAAAUCUAUUAUACAUGUCAUUGAUUGUUACCAUUAACUGUCAAGUAUAAUAUUGAGGCAACAUUUACCACAUUGAUUAUUACCAUUAACUGUCAUGUAUAGUAUUGAGAAAACAUUUACCACAUUGAUUAUUGCCAUUAACUGUCAAGUAUAAUAUUGAGACAACAUUCACCACAUUGAUUAUUGUCAUUAACUGUCAUGUAUAAUAUUGAGACAACAUUUACCACAUUGUGAUAUGCUUAAAAUAAUUACCACGGCAACUAAAAAGUAAUCUAUGUAUUUGGUUACAAGCCUACUAUUGUGACCAGUUGUCCUUUGCCUUUCAAACCAAACAGUAGAUAAAUGAAAAGUAGCUAGCUUUGAGGGAGCUUUAUAAUGCUUGGCAAUAAUUGUAAAGCAAGAAUGCAUGUCAUAUUGUCAUAUUGUCAUAUAAAUGAAAACAUUAUAAAUUAUUUU
Mytilus californianus (California mussel) is the source of this 2513-nucleotide messenger RNA. RefSeq lists its product as uncharacterized. Gene Ontology annotation, biological process: G protein-coupled receptor signaling pathway. The transcript is spliced from 3 exons. Gene Ontology annotation, cellular component: plasma membrane. Bases 245 to 1882 code for a protein of 545 amino acids. The record is from RefSeq and is a predicted model, not a curated record. Gene Ontology annotation, molecular function: G protein-coupled receptor activity. Lineage: Eukaryota; Metazoa; Mollusca; Bivalvia; Mytilida; Mytilidae.